AUGAGAGUUUCUGCUGCUGAUUGGGGUGUGAAUUACAGUCCUAAACAAUACUGUGCACUACAGAACUCAACAAUGACAAUCAGCUGCACUUUUAUAUACCCGACUCCUGGAUUUCAGAUCAUGAAAGUGUUUUGGAACAAAGACCAAGAAAAAUAUGAUGGAGAAAACUUUACAGAUCUGUCUAAUUACUCUGAAUACAGUCAGAGGCUUCAGUAUCUGGGAGAUAAACAGCAGAACUGCACCGUCAGACUGAGUCAUGUGACAGAGAAAGAUGAACAUGAUUAUUAUUUCAGAUUCACUACUAAUGUAACUUUUGGAAAAGUUAUUGGUAUUCCAGGAGUGCGUCUCUCUGUCACAGAUCUUCAGCUGGAGUCUCCUGAGAGAGUGACAGAGGGAGAUUCAGUCCGUCUGACAUGUAGAAGCAGCUGUAAUCUGACUGACACACCAACAUUCAUCUGGUACAGAAACUCACACACAUUGACUAAUAUUGGAGAUGAACUCAACAUCAGGUCAGUCAGUAGAAGAGAAGCAGGACGCUACAGCUGUGGUGUGCAGGGACAAACGUACAUCUCUCCUGCUGUUUAUCUCAAUAUCACAUAUGCUCCAGAUACUCCUGUGAUCUCCAAUAGAUCUGCUGUAAUAAUGGAGGGAGAUUCAGUGAUCCUGAACUGCAGCAGCAACGCAAACCCUCCUGCAGAAAUCAACUGGUAUAAAGGAAAAACAUCUCUGAAUUCUGGAAGAAUCUUCAACAUCUCCAAGAUCAGCUCUGAUGACAGUGGAGAAUACAAGUGUAGAGCCAGAAAUGAGCAUGGAGUGAAAUACUCUGAUCCUACCCACCCAGGAACAUCUCAGUGUCUAUGA
Danio rerio (zebrafish) is the source of this 861-nucleotide messenger RNA. Lineage: Eukaryota; Metazoa; Chordata; Actinopteri; Cypriniformes; Danionidae. The record is from RefSeq and is a predicted model, not a curated record.